This is a messenger RNA of Sorex fumeus (smoky shrew), 3385 nucleotides long. RefSeq names its product nuclear pore complex protein Nup153-like. The coding region runs from base 235 to 2487 and encodes 750 amino acids. The transcript has 10 exons. Gene Ontology annotation, molecular function: zinc ion binding. The record is from RefSeq and is a predicted model, not a curated record. Lineage: Eukaryota; Metazoa; Chordata; Mammalia; Eulipotyphla; Soricidae.
AUCAAACAGCACACUCAACACUGUAGUAGUUUCACUUCAGAGUUCCAUCCAGCCCGAGGGAACUUCCUUGUCUAAGGAGCUGCUACUACAAAGAAGAUUGCCAACAAAACAGAGAUUUCAACACUUGCGAAGCACAGAAGUCUAGGUGACAAGCAUUUCCACAAUCUUGGAAAAUUCUGGCUGCUUUAAGUUGCCUUAGAUCCAAUAUUGACUUUUUUUUUUUUGGAAAAAGCUAUGGCUUCACACAGUCUUAAGAGAAUGAGGGAUGUUGCCACCUGCGCUAUCUGCCUGAAACUGAUGACAGAGCCCAUGAUCAUCGACUGUGGGCACAGCUACUGCCGCAUGUGCAUAGAGGGUAUCACUGAGAACAAACCAGUGACAUUGUCACAAAGGACAUAUUUCUGCCCACAGUGUCAAACACAAGUUAAUAAUGGAAGCUUGAGAUCCAACAAGCAACUGCAAAGCCUCAUUGAAACUAUUAAAGAAAUGAGUCUUGAAGAUUUGUGUGAGGAACAUGGAGAACAGCUCCGCCUAUUCUGUGAGGACGAUGGCCAGCUCAUCUGCUGGUACUGUGAGCGGUCACCACAGCACAAAACACACACCACUCUUCUUGCUAGCGAUGCCUGCCUUGUCUAUAAGAAAAAGAUUCAGGAAACUGUGGAAAAACUGAAGGAAAUGGAAAAUAAAUGCAACAGUAUGGAAACAUCGACAAAUAACCAUACAUUUGAAUAUAUGUGGAAAUUUGGGAAGCAGAAAAUGAAAAUACAGUCUGAAUUUACGAAUCUUAAAAAUUUCCUGCAUGAGGAAGAGAAGUGUCAUUUGUGGAGACUGGAGGGAGAAAGGGAGAAAGUUCUGAAGAGACUUCAGGAAGGUAAAGCAAGUCUGGAAAAGCAGAGUCAGGAUCUCCAGACCCACAUCCUACAGCUAGAGGAGAAAUGUCAGGCCCCCGCCGAGAUGCUGCUUCAGGACGUGAAAGACAUCUUGAACAGGAGUUCUACUGUGACACUGGAAUUGCCAAAGAGUGUUUCUUUGAGUCUCGAUAAGACCUGCAAUGUUUCUGAGCUUUACUUUGAUGUGAAGAAAAUAACAAAGAGCAAUCAAGGAUUUGGUACAUCUUUCUCAUCAUUGAAUUCGGGAGCCUCAGCCUUCAAACUUGGAAUCCCAUCAUUUUCUUCUGGGUCCACACUCAAGACUGCAUUAAAUACUGAAAACUUUAAAUCUGGAGAUCAGGGAGGCUUCAAAGUAGGUGUAUCAACAAAUUUUGGGGCUAUAAAGCCCAUGAAUUUCAACUUUUCUAAAUCAAUGGAAGACUUUAAAUUUGGAAUUUCAUGUGAUUCUAAAUCUGAAGAAGCUAAAGACAGUCAAACCAGUGAUAAUUCUAAGUUUGGACUUUUUACUUCUUUAAGCAAUCCAGCUUCUGUAAUGCCAUUUCAAUUUGGAACGCCUAAUCUUGGGCUGCAAGUAAAGAAAGAAGUACCGCCUAAACCAUCACCGGCAGGCUUCAGCUUAGGUGCAACUACUGCUAAUACCACAGUGACUUCUGAUAAGAGCAAGUUCAGCUCUGGAACCCUGGAAAACAAGAGUGAUUUGAAGAGCAAGUUGAGCUUUGGAACCCUGGAAAGCAAGAGUGACUCGGGAUCUCCUUUCACAUGGAAGAUGCCAGAUGCUAAAAAAGAAUUACCAGGUGCCAAAGCAGGGUUCACUUCUGGCAACACAGUACCUACCUCUCUGCCAUCUGCCUCAUUGUUUGUUUUGGGAAGGACAGGAGCUAAACAACAAAAGCCUGUUACUUCUACUUCUCAGGUGUUUGGGAAGAAAACUGACAAUGAAGAGCCAAAGUGUCAACCAGUGUUUUCCUUUGGGAGUUCAGAGCAAACCAAAGAUGCGUCACCCUUCAGUUUCAGCACAGCAAAACCAUGUGGAAAGGAAAUGGAACAGUCAAGGAAGGCCACUUUCGCUUUUGGAGAUCAAACAGCUACUAUAGCUGGUGCAACAAAGCCAUCUUUCACGUUUUCAAACAGCAAUUCCUCUAAUUCAAGUCCAGCAGCUGCAUCCCCUGGAGGUGGUCUGUUUGGUGUCUCCGCCUCUUCUUCCCCUGUGCCAGGGGUGGCCUUUUCCUUCCCACAGGACAGCAACACUGCAGGCAGCUUUGCCUUUGGUAACUCUGGUGAAUCCAGGACAUCUCAACCUUCAUUGUUUUCUCAAGAAAGCAAACCAGGCUCAGAUUUGGGAUUUGGCUGCAGUAGAGCAAGCUCCAACUUUCUAACAACGCACAACAACAACAACGCACUCGGAGUAUUCAUUUUUGCUCCUCAGAAAGCGCCAGCAGCCUCAGUCCAGACUUCUGGCUCAGGAGCCUUUACCGUGAACCAGGCCCCAGCAGCAUUCACAAUGGGGUCAAAUGGGCAAAAUAUAUUCUCUUCCCGAACUCCAAUUUCUGGCUGCAAGAAAAGGACGAAUAUUAGAAGCAAGAAACAAAGGUCAUGAUGAUGUCAAACACUAUUUUUAGCAUCUGGUGCCCUCUCCCAUACUGGGUUCCAAUAUGUGGGGCUUAUUUGAAGCCAGAGCUGCAAAGACAUUUCUUUAAUUUGGACACUUUCCUCCUGUUUCUUUUGUUUCAGAAAUCCCACAUCUCUCUAUCUGUUUAAAAGAUUGUAGCAUCUGGUAACUGAUUUUUUUCAGCAAAACUGUUCUAUGAUCCAACAAAUUAUCCACUGAUUUGGCAUAGGCUAGCUGAGCCCAGGAAUAAACUCACUUUACCAGUGGUUUUGUAUAGAACCUCUUUGUACAUCUGUGUGCAUUGCCAUGUGUUUAUAAAAUGCCUGAUAACUGUCAUUUUAUCAGUGGAAUUCUGUAUAGAUUUGAGGAUGCUGAAAUGAAUAAUUUCUCUGCUGAGUUUGUGCUGGUGUACAUGUGGAGUGAGUUGGGUAUAUUGGAUACUAAAUUUUCUGUCAGACAAAGCCUAAUUACCAAAGAGUUCCCAGAUCUGGUUCUUUCUCCAUUUAGUAGUCACAUGCGCUUUCUGUAUUUUCAUUCUAUCACCUGUCUUACCUUUUUAUUAUUUUAUUAUCAAACUUGUGUAAAUUAAAAUUUUUAUCAUGAGAUAAAGUUGCAGACUUAUAAAUUUUCGUGAUUACGUUUCCAUGAAACAAUGUUCAAGUACUCACUCCUCCAUCAAGCCCAUUCUCCACCACUAAUGUUCCCAGUUCCCUCCCACCACCCCUACUCCUUCCCACCCCCUGCUUCUGUGUCAGAUCCAUUCCCUCUUUCUCUCUCCUCUUGGGUGUUAUGGUUUGCAAUAUAGGCACUAAGCAGCCAUCAUGUAAAUUCAGUUUUGUUUCUGUACAUUUUUGGUGUAACUAAUCUGUGAAUGUGAAAUUUUAAU